GUGUGUGAGCGAGUGACAUCAUCACGCACGCACAACAGCGAGGGAUGCAUUCACAGGCACCAUCUGACUGAGAGAGACAGCUGCUGUGUCAAAUCGAGUAAGGAUAAGGAAGGCCAAGGCUGGUCAUGGCGUGUAUCAGCUUGAGUAGUGCAGCAUUUACAGCCACCAUUUUCUCGAGCAGAAAACAGCAGCUGUAUAAACUGUAAUAAAAGUGAAAGUCAGCAGCUCCAUUUUGUGACGAGUGAAAAAUAAAAAGAUUUCAGGAGUAAAAACACAAAUGAUGGAGGGAAAGAGAUCAGACUCACCAGAACCCAGCUGUGUGUCCAUGAAGAGUGACUGGUCAAUGGAACAUCCAAAUAACUUCAGAGACAGAGACAAUUCUACUGAUGUGAGACCACAAAAGAAGAAAUCAAACAUCAGCAAAAAUCAGCUGGACUCCAUAUUUGAGGAGCUGGAACACAAAGUCAUCACUCUGAUAAAGAAUGAGCUGAAGAUGUUUAGGAAGCUCCUGAGUCCAGAUUACCCAGCAUGCACUGAGAGGGAGGUGGAGGAUGAGGAGGAUCUGCACAGUGUCAGAGAGGGAGCGCUGAAGAUAACACUGCACGUCCUGAAGAACAUGAACCACACAGAUCUCGCUAACACACUGCACAACAAGUCUGUAGGUUCUGUGUCUCAGCCAAAGUUGAAAUCCAAGCUGAAAGAGAAGUGUGAAAGAAUUAAUGAAGGAAUCUCACAGCCUGGAAGCUCAGCACUUCUGAAUGAGAUCUACACAGAGCUCUACAUCACAGAGGGUUGGAGUGGAGACGUCAAUAAUGAACAUGAAGUGAGACAGAUUGAGACAGCGUCCAGGAGACCAGCAACACAGGAGAAACCCAUCAAAUGUAAUGAUCUCUUUAAAGACAAGUCCAUCAGAACUGUGCUGACUAAAGGAGUUGCUGGAAUUGGAAAAACAGUCUCUGUGCAGAAGUUCAUUCUGGACUGGUCUGAAGGAAAAGCAAAUCAGGACGUCACCUUCAUGUUUCCACUUCCCUUUAGAGAGCUGAAUCUGAUGAAGCAGCAAAAUCUCAGUCUCAUGAAUCUUCUUCAGCAUUUUUUACCAGAAAAAAGAAAAUUAGAAUCAAUAAACUGUGACUCCUACAAAGUGGUGUUGAUCUUUGAUGGUCUGGAUGAGUGUCGACUUCCUCUAAAUUUCCAGAAGAAUGAGAGAUUGUGUGAUGUGACAGCGUCAGCCUCAGUGGAUGUGCUGCUGACGAACCUCAUCAAGGGGAAUCUGCUUCCCUCUGCUCACCUCUGGAUAACCACAAGACCAGGAGCAGCCAAUCAGAUCCCUCCUGAGUGUGUAGACCAGGUAACAGAGAUACGAGGCUUCAGUGAUCCUCAGAAAGAGGAGUACUUCAGGAAGAGGAUCAGUGAUCAGAGCCUGGCCACUAAAAUCAUCAGACACCUGAAGUCUUCAAGAAGCCUCUACAUCAUGUGCCACAUCCCAGUCUUCUGCUGGAUCUCAGCCACUGUUCUAGAGAGAAUGUUGGGUGAAGCAGAGGGUGGAGAGAUCCCCAAGACUCUGACUCAAAUGUUCACACACUUCCUGAUCUUUCAGAUCAAACACAAGGACCAAAAGUACCAUCAGAAAUGUGACCCUGAUCCUCAGCAGACCAGAGAGAGUAUCAUGGCACUGGGAAAACUGGCUUUCCACCAGCUGGAGAAAGGAAACCUGAUCUUCUAUGAGGAAGACCUGAGAGAGUGUGGCAUUGAUGUCAGAGAAGUGACAGUGUACUCAGGAGUGUGUACCCAGAUCUUCAGAGAGGAGUUUGGUCUUCACCUGGAGAAGGUGUUCAGCUUCGUACAUCUGAGUGUUCAGGAGUUUCUGGCUGCUUUAUACAUGUUUCUCUCCUUCAUCAGCAGAAAUGUAACAGAACAUCAAACCUCUGAUCUGUCUGAUCUUUUCAGGAAGUCAAACAUGUCUGAUCUCCUCAGGAGUUCAGUAGACAAGGCCUUACAGAGUGAGAAUGGACACCUGGACCUGUUCCUCCGCUUCCUUCUGGGUCUCUCAUUGGAGUCCAAUCAGACGCUCUUACGAGGCUUAAUGCCACAGACAGGAAGCAGAUCUCACAGCAAACAGGAAACAGUGGAGUACAUCAAGGAGAAGAUCAGGGAGAAUCCAUCUCCAGAGAAAUCCAUCAAUCUGUUCCACUGUCUGAAUGAACUGAAUGAUCAUUCACUAGUGCAGGAAGUACAAACUUACCUGAACAGAGGAGUUUACAGUCGUCUCAUUGGAAAUAGAAUCUCUCCAGCUCAGUGGUCAGCUCUGGUGUUUGUGUUACUAAGCUCAGAACAGGAGCUGGAUGAGUUUUAUUUGUAUAAAUAUGAUCCAUCAGAUGAAGGUCUUCUGAGGCUGCUGCCAGUGGUCAAAGCCUCCAGAGUAGCUGAUCUAAUUGGGUGUAAUCUGACAGAGGAAAGCUGUAGAGUUCUGUCCUCAGUUCUCAGCUCAAACUCCUCCAGUCUGAGAAUUCUGGACCUGACUAACAAUAAACUGCAGGAUUCAGGAGUGAAGCUGCUCUGUGAUGGACUGAAGGAUCAAAACUGUAGACUGCAGAUACUGAGUCUGUGGGACUGUGAUCUGACAGAGGAAAGCUGUAGAGUUCUGUCCCCAGUUCUCAGGUCAAACUCCUGCAGUCUGAGAAAACUGGACCUGAGUUACAAUAAACUGCAGGAUUCAGGAGUGAAGCUGCUCUGUCAUGUACUGAAGGAUCCACACUGUACACUGGAGAUACUUGGGAUGGAGAGCUGCAGUAUUACAUAUGAAGGUUGUGCUGCUCUGGCUUCAGCUCUGAGGUCAAACUCCUCAUCACACCUGAGAGUACUGGAUCUAAAAGAUAAUAAUCCAGGAGAAUCAGGAGCGAAGCUGCUCUCUGAUCUACUGAAGGAUCCACACUGUAAACUGGAGACACUACACAUUUAGCAUAAGACACUCACCAGGUCUGGUGUAGGACAGGCGUCUCUCCUCAGACGUUUUUUCCAGGAUAAAUCAGUUAUGGUGGUAAAGCGUUAGAACACGUCCCACAUUUCCAGCAGUUUGGGAGCUGAAUCAUUCAUAUUCAGAUGUAGAAGAUCCAGAACAAUAACUGAAAGAGAUCAGUGUCACUGUUUCCCUAAUGUUUUUGUCACGGCACAGUUUUGAUUUAUAAAACAUCCCACAGCAGACGGCAAAUCACUAAGCGUUAAAAUUAAUUGUACAAACACGCUUCACUGCUUCAUUAAAAGUGGACAUAAUCCUACAUUAAAAUGACAUUUAAUGUGAAAUUUGAGCUUAAGUCAGGUAGGAAUAAGUUAGUUACACGCUGUUUCUGCUGAUAAAACAACAAAUUUAGGCUACAUAUCAUUGCUGUCGGGUGGAAACCUCGUAUUUUUUAAAUAAUUAUGUGUCAUCAAAAUUGGUAUCAUGGCUUUAUAUAUGGUCAGACAAGUGCAUCAUUAUAUUAACAUUACAGGAUAUAAAGUUUAUUGUAAUCGCUGUUUUUGUUGUUGAAUACAUGUGGACAAUAUGUCAUGAUUUAAAAGGUAAAACAGUACUUAAAACAGUAUUGGCUAGUACAACUACACAGCAAAUAUCUGACAAAGACUCUUUAAAUAAAAAACAUUAGCCUUUAUCAGUGUUGUAAUGUAACGGAGUACAAAUACUUCGUUACUGUACUUAAGUAGAAAUUUCACAUAUCUGUACUUUACUUUGCUAUUUAAAUUUGCCACCUUUCACUUUUACUCGACUACAUUUCCUAGAUAAAAAUGUAUACUUUUAUACUAAGCAUCUUCGUUACUUGUUACUACAAAAUAAAAUCAGAAGGAAUGUGUGUGACUGCAAUAAGGGAGGUUUGGUGAAUCACUGCACCUAGAUUACAUUACACUCCGCACGCUCUACGGAGAAGCACAGGCACGCGCAGCGUGCACGCGCAGUCGGAGCUGGAGGCAUUUAUCUAUAAACGUUAAUCGCAAAGACGGCAACUAACAGAAGUGAAAUGUCACUAUUCUUAUUACCAGAGUUGUAGCAAAAACAAAAUAUUAAUACAAACAAUCCAUUCAAUACUAAAUAAAAAUAACAUUUAUUGA
This is a messenger RNA of Tachysurus fulvidraco (yellow catfish), 4101 nucleotides long. Its product is annotated as NACHT, LRR and PYD domains-containing protein 4C-like. Gene Ontology annotation, molecular function: protein binding. Bases 278 to 2959 code for a protein of 893 amino acids. The transcript is spliced from 11 exons. The record is from RefSeq and is a predicted model, not a curated record. Lineage: Eukaryota; Metazoa; Chordata; Actinopteri; Siluriformes; Bagridae.